GCGGCGGUGGCGGCGGUGGCUGAGGAAGUUCGCGUUUUGCACUCCACCCCGGUAGCAGCUUCGGGGCCGGGGACGGCUUCCUCCAGACGCUCCGCGGGCUUCGCUGCCGCCGCACGGCGGUCCGACGGGAUCAUGGGGUUGCCCAAGGGGCCGGAAGGCCAGGGUCUCCCGGAGGUGAGGAAACCCCUCUCCCUGGCACGUACGGGUUUGCGACAGAGGGCCGAGCCCGCGGGGCCGUCGGCGCGGGGGGAUCCGGCCGCCUUUCGGGCGCCCCGCCCCCUUUCUCAGGUGGAAACAAGACUAGAUGAAGAACAAAAUGUCAAGUUGACUGAGAUUCUGGAGCUCUUGGUUGCAGCUGGGUAUUUCAGGGCAAGAAUUAAAGGCUUGUCCCCUUUUGACAAGGUGGUGGGAGGAAUGACCUGGUGCAUCACCACGUGCAGUUUUGACGUGGAUGUCGAUUUGCUCUUUCAGGAGAACUCUACGAUAGGUCAGAAAAUAGCUCUGUCAGAAAAAAUUGUCUCCGUCCUGCCAAGAAUGAAAUGUCCACACCAGCUGGAGCCCCACCAGAUCCAGGGGAUGGAUUUUAUUCACAUAUUUCCUGUUGUCCAGUGGCUGGUGAAACGAGCUAUAGAAACAAAAGAAGAGAUGGGUGACUACAUCCGCUCCUACUCCAUAUCCCAGUUCCAGAAAACCUACAGUCUCCCAGAGGAUGAUGACUUCAUCAAGAGAAAAGAAAAGGCCAUCAAGACAGUUGUUGACCUCUCAGAUGCUUACAAGCCCCAUCGGAAAUACAAACGCCAGCAGGGAGCAGAGGAGCUGCUGGAUGAAGAAUCACGGAUCCACGCUACGCUUUUGGAAUAUGGCAGGAGAUACGGAUUUCGCCAGAGCAAAGCAGAGAAGGCUGAGGACAAGAAAACAGCACUUCCCGCAGGGCUCUCGGCUGCAGAAAAAGCUGAUGCCCACGAGGAAGAUGAGCUUCAGGCUGCUGAAGAGCAGCGUAUUCAGUCCCUGAUGACCAAGAUGACUGCCAUGGCACAGGAGGAGAACCGUCUGACUGCGAGCUCCGUGGGCCAGAUCGUGGGCCUCUGCUCUGCUGAGAUCAAACAGAUUGUGUCUGAGUAUGCGGAGAAGCAGUCUGAGCUAUCAGCCGAAGAAAGUCCAGAAAAAUUAGGACCCUCCCAACUACAUCGUCGCAAAGUCAUUUCCUUGAACAAGCAGAUUCUGCAGAAGACCAAACAACUAAAAGAGCUGCAGGCAAAUCGUACCGACCUACAAGCCAAAUAUGAAGAAAAAAAGAAAACACUGACAGAGCUCAAGAGUUACAGUGAGAAACUGAACAAAGAGCAGGCAGCCCUAGAGAAGAUAGAAGCCAAAGCUGAUCCAAGCAUCCUGCAGAACUUGAGAGCCCUUGUGGCCAUGAAUGAAAAUCUGAAAAGUCAGGAACAGGAGUUUAAAGCACAUUGUCGAGAGGAGAUGGCACGGCUGCAGCAGGAAAUCCAAAGCCUGAAGGCGGAGAGGGCUCCGGGCGGAGAGGAAAAGACCGUCUCCGGGGGAGAGCCGCAUGCCGUGACGCACAACGAAGACCUAGACAGACGGUAUAAUAUGGAGAAAGAGAAGCUUUACAAGAUCCGUUUACUACAGGCGCGAAGAAAUCGAGAAAUAGCAAUUUUGCAUCGCAAGAUUGAUGAAGUGCCCAGCCGAGCCGAGCUCAUACAGUAUCAGAAGAGAUUUAUCGAACUCUACCGCCAGAUUUCAGCAGUGCACAAAGAAACCAAGCAGUUCUUCACUUUAUACAAUACCCUGGACGACAAAAAGGUUUAUUUGGAAAAAGAGAUUAGCCUGCUGAACUCAAUUCAUGAGAACUUCUCACAAGCCAUGGCCUCCCCUGCUUCCCGGGACCAGUUUUUACGUCAGAUGGAGCAGAUCGUAGAAGGAAUUAAGCAAAGUCGAAUGAAGAUGGAGAAGAAGAAGCAAGAGAACAAAAUGAGAAGAGACCAACUGAACGACCAGUACUUGGAACUGUUAGAAAAACAGAGGCUGUACUUUAAGACUGUGAAAGAGUUCAAGGAGGAGGGCCGCAAGAACGAGAUGCUGCUGUCCAAGGUGAAAGCCAAGGCCUCCUGAAAAUUCCCAGACGGCAUCCCACGUCGUUGAUGUCUUUUUCUAAACACCGUGUGUCAACUACAAGACGGUGAAACGGUCCUGAACACUGCAGCAGAGAUGCAGCUGUGAUGAUCUCAACACCUGGAUGUUUCCUUUCUCCUCUUUGCUUCCAUUGUCGAUGGAAUCAGAGGUGCAGACAUUGUGGCUCAAAUGACACUCAUCCUCCAGUGAAGACAUGUGGGCAGUAUUUGUUCUCUGUGUCGAUUCAGCUUUUGUUUCUCCAGUAACAUUGCACAUAUGAAGGUACCUAUGUGUGUGUGGACUCUGAAUAAAGAGGAAUUCAUUUGUUCACUGAAUGUUAAUUGAGCAGCUGCUGAGGAGGAAGCACUGAGGGAGAGAGCAGGGUGACACAGACCCUGCACCCAGGCUCCCAGCAAGUGGCCUCAGAGCUUGACCACUGGGAUUUUUUUUUCUCAGUGAAUAGGCUUUUAGCUUAUUGACCAGCCAGGUUAAGUGUUGCUCACUUGGGCCUUUCACUUGCCCGUGGUGCCUUUUGUUCCCGGCC
This is a messenger RNA of Hippopotamus amphibius kiboko, 2668 nucleotides long. It is a transcript of the gene CCDC93, whose product is annotated as coiled-coil domain containing 93. Lineage: Eukaryota; Metazoa; Chordata; Mammalia; Artiodactyla; Hippopotamidae. Gene Ontology annotation, biological process: Golgi to plasma membrane transport. The record is from RefSeq and is a predicted model, not a curated record. Bases 133 to 2124 code for a protein of 663 amino acids. The transcript has 24 exons.